Molecule: messenger RNA, 1974 nt
Organism: Amoebophrya sp. A25
Lineage: Eukaryota; Dinophyceae; Syndiniales; Amoebophryaceae
Source: the annotation of a GenBank genome assembly
AACCGCAACACGAUUGGGCAUGGACGAGGGCUUAACCGAUGAAGAAGAAGUUGUUAAGGCCCCUCCACUUACUUGAAGGUCACUCGUCCAUAACUUCUAUUAUGUAAAAAUAAGGCCCCUCCACUUGUUUGAAGGUCACUCGUCCAUAACUUCUAUUGUAAAAAUUAGAGUAGUUUAUCUUUAUGUUUAAAGCACGCAUGGUGCAUGGAGUAGCAUGGGGCGCAUGGAGUACCUGCAGCCCUCCCACGCAUGGGGUGCAUGGAGUGCAUCGCAAGCGUGUAACAGACGGGCACGCGUGGAGCAUGCUCCGCGGAAGUUGGGUCUGAUAGGCUCCACGCCCGAGGGGGCGCUUGGUGACUUGAUUGUUAAGGAGUGACGCUGCCGGCGGCGCUGCAGCUGGUUUGUGGGGGGCCCUGAUGUAAGGGGGCCAGCUUGUGAGUGAGUGGGCGGGGGUCGUAGCGUAGGCGGGGAGCUGUAGCCCCAGCCGUGGGUAAUCAAUGCGUCGAGGGGUGCAGCCCGCGGCGCUGAGGCUGAUGCCUUGGCCGCCUUAAGGGCCCCCGCCCGCGAGUGUGUGAGUGGCUUGGGAGUCUUCGCUGUCGGGGUUGGUUGAUAGGCCAGACGCACGGGGAGCACUGUCUUGGACGUAAUACACCCAGGGGUCGCGACGUCGCUGGCGGCACUGCAGCUGCUUCGCUGCUUGGGCGGCUUGAGGGCACCGGGCCGCGAGUGAGCGCGUCGGCCCGGGGGCUCGACGUAGCAGUCGAAGCUGUGGCUGGCGGAUUGGCCGUCUGAGGUGCCUCCCCGGAAUACCGAGCUGGAGGCGUGUAUACUUUGACAGAUGAGAGGCGGCCGCAGGGCGCCUCGCAAAAUUUUCACGCAUGGGGUGCAUGGAGUAGCUGCUCCAUGCUACUCCAUGUGUUCCAUGCACUCCAUGCCAUGCGCCUGGUGCAGCCUUAUGAGAUGAAAUAUAGAAUUUCUACCCACGACUGGGCAGCACGCUACGAAUACUACUCCUACAACAUGUAAUAGUGUCUCUUAGAAGAUGUUGUAGUUGGUGUAGCUCGAUGUGCAGGGUCCAUGACCUAACCUAACCUGUUAGUUACGUUGAGUCCGUUUUUUUGAAAUUUUUCAACUCUAACAUGAUAGAGGGAACGGGAGAUGGUCACCGUCACGUCGGAGCAACAGCAGACAAGAGAAAAGGAAACUUUCUUCCUGAUGCAGAGGACGAAGACUGUACUGAAAUGUUCAUUAUUGUUGAGGGUGCGCUGCGUUUCAAUAGCACGACCUUCAAAAUGGAAGAAGCCCAAAUUUAAGGCUAGUAGUUUAUCACUAUCUGUAUGAUCCCAUGAGCACUAUCGGUGGAUCUUCCCCUGAGUGGGGUCUACUGUCUCCCUGGACUUAAAGGGCUUACGCCUACUGCCUUAGGGCUGUAGGGCUCCUCUAGGGUGAUUCAAAGGGGAAGCCACGGACGAGAGAGCCACGGAUAGUGAAAAACUACCUUUAACAAAAGAACGGGUCUCCCUCGUCUUCUUCUACAACCCGCCUCACAUGGGAUGAAGUAACCAAAAUGUGCGGCAUGACGCCUGAGUUCCUACAAAAGCAGCAUGAUGCAUUUGACCAGAACACUUCUCGUACCUCCAGUACGCAAGGUGAAGGUGCUGAUGUAAAGCGUACAGUUGUGCCAAGGUAAGGCAAACUGCAAGUUGACCUAUCUGGUGUACUUAAGUGUACAUAUCCUCCAUAAGGACUCUUUUCAACUUUUUUUUUUCUACCAUACAGAAAUAGAUGUGCUUCGACGCCCUUAUGGCAUCGACGCUCACUGAACUUUGUGCGAGAUGUAUUGUAUUGUAUAGAUCAUGAGGGUGACAUCACGAGUACAUCGAAAAAAUGGUCAACUACUAGUUCAGGAAUAUUAGGUCUAAGGAAGGGGAUUGAAGAUUGACGUUUCCUUCUCUUGUGCCAUUCGAGUGGUCU